AUGUCAUCCAUCACUCAAAAUGUUUUGAGGUUAGCUUAUUGGGCAAGGUAUCGUCACAAGAUUAAGCAUCCGUUUCAAGUCUUCCAAGCACCUAAGCAGAUCGGUGAGAAGGGCAUUAACCUCAGUGGCGGACAGCGCACGCGUGUGGCCAUUGCCCGCGCGGUGUAUCAGGAUGCUGAUAUUUACCUACUGGAUGACAUUUUGUCGGCGGUCGAUAGCCAUGUGGGAGCUGAUAUCUUCAACGAGUGCAUCAAGAAGACCCUGAAGGACAAACUGGUGGUGCUCGUGACGCACUCGCUGAGCUUCGUCAACCAGUGCGAUGACAUCAUCGUAAUUGCCGACGGCAGAAUCGCAGAGCACGGGUCGUACAAUAAGCUAAUGGCAAAGAAAAGCUUGCUAACUCAGAUGGUAUCAAACUACGUAAAGAGCGAGAAGGAGGACAACGAUGAGAAAGCACCAGCAGCUAUACUUCGGGAGGACGAGUUGGUGGAGUUGAGUAAUGAGGAGACUUAUGCGACCCCAAGUCACCGGAAGUCGAGUGGUAGCCGUAUGCAGCGCCGCCUGUCUCGCGCAUCGUCCAGUAAAAGCGAUGACAGCCAGGCUAUUAUAGCAAAUGAUGGCCAGCUGAUGGUCAAAGAGGACCGUUCUGUGGGCAAUGUAUCGUGGUCAGUCUACGGUGUAUGGAUCAGGGCGUUUGGAGGCAUGUGUAUGGCCUUCGUGGUUGUGCUGGGCUUUUUUUCUGCUCAAUGUUUGACAUUGUUGGCAACGUUUUGGAUAUCGUACUGGUCGGAGGAGGCAUCUAAGUACCCGGACUCACAGAUGUACUAUGUGUACGUGUAUAUGCUGAUUAACGUGGCGUAUGCUAUGGUGCUGUUCGCUCGCGUAAUUCUUCUUUACGUGGGCUCUCUUCACGCCAGUCGCUUGCUCUUCAGUAAGCUGCUCACCCAAACAUUGCGUGCCCCGACGUCGUUCUUUGACACAACGCCACUGGGUCGCAUUGUGAAUCGCAUGUCGAAAGACAUAUACACACUGGACGAAUCCAUCCCCGGUACAAUCGUGGGUCUUCUCAGCACUAUUGCGUCUGUCGUGAUCACCCUAGUGACAAUUUCUUACGUUAUGCCAAUGUUCAUGAUCAUUCUGGCACCCGUUCUCGUUGGAUACUUCACUUCGCAGCGGUAUUUCAUCAAGACUUCUCGUGAGCUGCAGCGUCUUGAUUCUAUCAGUCGUUCUCCGCUUUUUGCAUUGUUGUCGGAAACCCUGGACGGUCUCUCAACGAUCCGUGCAUUUGGAGUGGAAAACAGUUUCAUCAUGCACAACUAUCAUCUUUUGGACACAAACCAACGCGCGUAUUUCUUAAACUUUUCAGUUAAUUGCUGGCUCGCACUACGUCUCGAGGUUGUUGGCAACUGUUUCUACAGUAAAUUCUAUACGAGAGAGUUUAAUCCCUUAUACGAAUAA
Messenger RNA from Peronospora belbahrii, 1458 nucleotides. The record is from the annotation of a GenBank genome assembly. Lineage: Eukaryota; Oomycota; Peronosporomycetes; Peronosporales; Peronosporaceae.